GAGUCCCUUAAAGGGGAAGCGGCUGCGGCGCCGUCGGGCGGGCGGACGGCGCAGCUCGAGGCUUGGUGGGUCGGUGGCCGGCUGCCUCCGUCUUUCUCGCGCGCUCUCGGUCCGUCUGCCUGUCCGUCCGCCGCUCGCUCGCUCGCUCGCUCGCAGGGCCGGCGGGGAGGCCCCGCGCUCGGGGAGAAUGCCCGCGGAGCCCGGGCCACCAUGCAAUGGAAGUCGCUGGUCCUGGGGCUGCUGCUGCUGCGGCUCGGCCUCCACGGCGCCCUCUGGCUGGCCUUCGGCCUGGGCCCCAGCCUGGGCUUCUACCAGCGCUUCCCCAUCAGCUUCGGCUUCCAGUGCCUGAGGGGCUCCGAAGGCCGCGCCGAGGCCGCCUCCUCCGCGCAGCCCUCCUGGCUGGAGGCCCCGGGGCUCGGCGGCCCGCGGCCCGCUCCGCGGCGGGCGCAGGCGGGGCGGCGGCCGCGGCCCGAGCGGGACCCGGGGCCGCCGGCGCCGGGCGUGUGCCCUAAGUCGUACUGGGCGUCGCUGCUGGGCGGCCGGGCCCGGGGCGCGGGGGGCGACGAGUACGAGCGGCGCUACAGCGGAGCCUUCCCGCCGCAGCUGCGGGCGCAGAUGCGCGACCUGGCCCGGGGCAUGUUCGCCUUCGGCUACGACAACUACAUGGCGCACGCCUUCCCCGAGGACGAGCUCAACCCCAUCCACUGCCGGGGUCGGGGGCCCGACCGUGGGGACCCGUCGAAUCUGAACAUCAAUGAUGUUCUAGGAAACUAUUCAUUAACCUUGGUUGAUGCCUUGGAUACACUUGCGAUAAUGGGAAAUUCAUCCGAGUUCCAGAAGGCAGUGAAAUUAGUGAUCAACACAGUUUCAUUUGACAAAGACUCCACAGUCCAAGUCUUUGAGGCUACAAUCAGGGUCCUUGGAAGUCUCCUUUCUGCCCAUAGAAUAAUAACUGACUCCAAACAGCCCUUUGGUGACAUGACAAUUAAGGAUUAUGAUAAUGAAUUGUUGCAUAUGGCUCGGGAUCUGGCAUUGAGAUUGCUUCCUGCCUUUGAGAAUACAAAAACUGGAAUUCCCUACCCUCGGGUAAAUCUCAGGAGCGGCGUCCCCCCCGAUGGCAAUAAUGAGACUUGCACGGCUGGAGCCGGCUCCUUGCUGGUGGAGUUUGGGAUUCUGAGCCGGCUGCUAGGGGACUCGACGUUCGAGUGGGUGGCCAGGCGAGCCGUGAAGGCCCUUUGGAAUCUGCGCAGCAACGACACUGGGCUCUUAGGGAAUGUUGUGAACAUCCAAACGGGCCACUGGGUUGGAAAGCAGAGUGGCCUUGGCGCUGGGUUGGAUUCCUUCUAUGAAUACCUCUUGAAAUCUUACAUUCUAUUUGGAGAAGACGAUGACCUGGAGAUGUUUACUGCUGCCUAUCGGAGUAUUCAGAGCUACUUAAGAAGAGGCCGGGAAGCUUGUAAUGAAGGCGAAGGAGACCCUCCACUGUAUGUGAAUGUGAACAUGUUCAGCGGGCAACUGAUGAAUACCUGGAUUGAUUCUUUGCAGGCUUUUUUCCCUGGAUUGCAGGUGUUAAUAGGGGAUGUGGAAGAUGCCAUCUGCCUUCAUGCCUUUUAUUACGCCAUCUGGAAGCGAUAUGGUGCUCUCCCAGAGCGAUACAACUGGCAACUACAGGCCCCUGAUGUCCUCUUCUAUCCUCUGAGGCCAGAGCUGGUGGAAUCCACCUAUCUCCUUUACCAGGCAACCAAGAAUCCCUUUUACCUCCAUGUAGGAAUGGAUAUUCUUCAGAGCCUGGAAAAGUAUACAAAAGUCAAGUGUGGUUAUGCUACAUUACAUCAUGUCAUAGAUAAAUCAAAAGAGGACCGGAUGGAGAGUUUCUUUCUGAGUGAGACCUGUAAAUACUUGUAUCUGUUGUUUGAUGAAGAGAAUCCAGUGCACCAGUCUGGAAAUAGAUACAUGUUUACUACUGAAGGACAUAUUGUGUCUGUGGACAAACAGCUUCGGAACUCUCCCUGGAAAAAAUCCCUUUCUGAAAUGGGAGGGGAGCACCAGGAAGAAAAACAUGUGCCUAGACCCAAACCUUUGGAGUUAAAAGUCAUCAAUUCAAGCCUAAAUUGUAAUCGUAUUCCUGAUGAGAGAAGGUAUUCUCUGCCUCUCAAGAGUGUCUACAUGAGACAGAUUGACCAGAUGGUCGGCCUGAUUUGAGCUAUCACCAUGCAUGGUGAUGUUUAAACAAACAAAUACAGAGCUCUAACUGAAGUGGAAGAAAGACUACAAAAGUCUGGCCAUGAAUAAUGAUGAUGAUGGCAGGUCUGGCUAGCAACAUACUUGCUCUCUCUUCUUGCAUAUUUUAAUUAUUCUCUCCAGUUCAAAACACAAACCACCAAAACUGGUCCCCUGCAUUUCUUUAUUAAGAUUUGAAAUCAAGAAUAGCUGACAGGUAGUCACUGAGCAAAGCUGAAAUGACAACUCUGUUUUUACAAUAGACUGCUUGUGAAGGCAAGUAUUGAGGAGUGGCUGCCUGUUGCUACCUCUUUAUGGUGGGAUUGUGGCUAAGAUCCCUUUGCAGAAGGGUUUACUGGGAAUUACUUCUUUUCUUGAAACAGCAAUAUUUUCCUUUGUGGGAUGGUUAGGCUGUCUCCUAGCUUAUCAGUAAGCCAUUGUCUGCCCUGAUUUUCGAUUACAUUUAUUUUUAAAGAAAAGAAAAUUCAUCUUUUGCCACUGGUGUACCAAGUAACCCUCACUAAUCAUUACUGCCAUGUCUGAAUUCUAACCAAUGGCUUCUGAAGGAUCACAUCAUGGAACUAAGAAAUGACCUUGUUUUAAAAAUCUAAUAUAACAUGGACUCUCCAGAGAACUCCUAUAGUCCCGGAACUUUGAGGUGGAGCAAAACUGCCCACUGCUCCUCAGGCUUUUCAUGAUUUCCAGUGCUUCAGUUAUUGUCAUGCUUGUUGGCCCUGCUUCUUGAUCCUCACCAUGUUUGGGUUAAAAAAAAAAUCUUCCCUUUUCUUUUUUCCUUUUCUUUCUCUUUUUUUUCCUUUCUUUUUUUUUUUUUGUUUGUUUGUUCAAUUUCAUCUCUAGCACUCAUUGAAUGGAGAUGGGGAGAGAAAAUGACCAGGAUGAUACUCUUACGUGGUUUGGGCAUUUUUCCUGCCCAAGUUUUCAGUUAGUGCCUUAUAUAAGAUGACUCAGUUAUGGGUCACUGAAAAUCUAAGCUGCUUCUACUUUUGAGCAGGCUCAGUUUGUGUUAGGAUCUCAUGGUGUUGGCAUAGAAGUAGUUAGGGCUGGAAUAAAACAGUAAAAGAAUGGACAGAUUGUUAUUCCUGAGGAAUGACUUUGGCAGGGGGGGUGGGGGGUGGCAUGGACCUUUCAAUAUUUCAUUUCAGGGAGGUAAAUAACCAGGAAACUAGACUAAUUUUUGGAGUGAAAACCUCCUCUUGUUAGAAAGGAAUAGAAAACUGAUGGUGGUUUUCCUUCACGAAUUCAUUUAAACUCGUCAAUAGUGAACUCAAACUUGAAAUGAAGGCUAAUAGUUGAUCUGAAAAUUGUGUUACCAUCAGACGUCACGAUCUGGGCCAUCAGACACAGCCUUGCUUGGUAUUUCCUACCCAGUCACUGCUGCACAUGUCAAAUGUUCUUUACCCUUUUCCCAAAGGGAAGCAGACUGCUCCCUAAACCCUCACAUUUAUCAACCAACUGGGGAAUUUUUCAUUCCUUUUUUUGGGGGAUAGUAAGUUUUAUAAGUUUUAGGUGUUUAUGUUUUCUUAAAUAUAGAUUAGAUAUAAGAUUCAACUCUUGGAUAUUUUUAAUAAUGUGGUUCAGAAACCCAUUGACUCAUUUUAAAACCCUUUGCUAGUAUAUAGGAUAUACUUUUUUAAAAAGCAAGAACAUAAAAUAUUUUGCUGUUUUCACUGUUUAAUUUUUAAAUGCCUUAUUCUGUUCUGAAUCACCACUAUCUGCAGUUAUUUGCUGUAUAGAUUGAGCCUUCUUUCAUCAUACUGUGUUUGAAAAAAAAAAAGUCUUCCGUGACUCAGUGUAAUCAACUCUUCGUUUUUCCCCUUUACUCCUACACAUUGCCUUCUCCAGCCAACUUUAAGUAAAAGUCUUUAUGGCAUUGAGGAGGAGCAGGCAGUGUGUGUUAUCUGGGCAGGAAUUGGAACGGCCAACUUUGUCUUCCUUUGGGUGUGUCCUUGCAACAUCCCAGGUUUCCAUGACAAAGUAGGAGACAGCCACUGUCCCAUUCUCUUCCAGUCCUCUGUUCUGCAUGCCUAACACCUCCUUUCUUCUCCUGGUGUUGGAAUCUGUGCCUGGCAUCACGAUCCUCUUCCUCUGCUGAGCUAUUUACGCAACUCAGGGACUUAAUGCUCCAAUCCUGAAACAGCUCUCAGUACUGCACCUCUGUGCAUAAGUGUUAGAGGAUUGCUGAGUGGCUUCCCCAAAACCCCAACUGUUCAGCCCCACCCAGGUCCAAACAGCCUACGUAGCUAGGUGUUUGGGCCCAAGUAUUGAUCCUGGAAGGCAUCAGUUCUAGGGUCAUUGGUUUGUCAUGAGGAAGGGCAGAGUCAAAUCUCUAAUGGAUUUUUUAAAAAGAGGCACUAGGGGCAGCUUGGUGGCACAGUGGAUAAAGCACCAGCCCUGGAUUCAGGAGGGUCUGAGUUCAAAUCUGGCCUCAGACACUUGACACUUACUAGCUGUGUGACCCUGGGCAAGUCGCUUAACCCUCAUUGCCUCACCAAAAAAAAAAGAAAGAAAGAAAGAAAGAAAUAAAAGGAGGCACUAUUUGUGAGGUUGAAUGUGGGUAAACUCGCUUUCAUUUUCUACAUUGGUCAGUGCCAGUAGAAAUGAUAGUGCCCUCAACUUUGUGAUGGUCACUAAUCUUGUUACUUUACUGUGUCAUCAGUGCAAGGUAGAUCUCAGAAGGCAGAGGAGAGGACAGUUUCUUGCUGAUUUGGCCACAGAGAGGACUGAUCUCAUUGUGUGUCAUCUGUGUGUGGGGAUGCUGAUGGCACACAAUGUUUCUAGUCACCUCUGGAGCAGGGGGCACUCACUAAGCAUGGAUGGCUGGUGGCUUGUUCACACUAUCAGUGCGUCUUCUCACUCAGUCACUGCAAGUGUUUUGUAAAUGUCUCUGCCCAAAGUAUUCUGGUAUCCAGUUCUUGUGCAUCAAAAACAUGACCAAAGUCAGGCCUUCAAAUUUGUGGUGAAAAUUACUUUGCUUUUAGUUUUGUUUUUUAAAGGUGUCUUCCAGCUUUGCAGGUGCACUGACCUUAAGUUAGGGCCCACAAGGCACUUUCAGACUCUCCCUCAGUGCCAUCAAACUUUUCUAAUAUCAGAUAUUGCCCAGGGGCCUCAUCCUGUCAUCUGCCUCCAGACUGCUUAAAAUAGUGGCCUCCUUUAAUCUCUUCAUUUUGAUAGUGCUUUAGGAUGUAGGUGUUUUGAAACCUUUAGUUGACUUCUCUAAAAACACACAUAAACCCAACUAAUGAUUAAAGAAAAAUACAUGCAGUUCCAUAUAAAGGAAAGUUUUACUAGUUAUCUAACUUGAAUGCUUUAAUAGAAAUAGUUUAACAGUACUAAUACAUGAUUUUUUUCCCCCAUCAGAUUUGGACACGGGAAGGGUGUAGGGGUAGCCUUGUCUACCAUCCCACCUCCAGGUUACUGGUUAAUUGUAAAGUCUUCCAUCAUGUGCUGUGAAUGCACAUACACUGAAGUCUUGCAUCUUUCCACCUAAGCAUUGCAGGGUGUACUUUAAAAAAAUUUAAUUUGAAGGUUUGAAAAUCUGCUGCUAGGGCCAAGGAGCUCUCCCAUCAUGGUUGCCAUAACCAUGUCUCCCUUGCCGUCCCUCUUCCCUGUUCCCUCAAUCCUUUGACUCCCACCAUUGUGCCUCUGCUUUGCAAUUGAGGGGCCCUCCUACAAAGAAGUAAAAGGCUCGGUCAGUCCCUGUAACCCAUUCUAUAAGUGUUAAGCAAGCCAACUGAGAUAGAAUUAAAUUGGGUAUACACUGGUCACCAGUCGGGCCGUGGAGCAGGCUUUGAAUAGUGACCACACUUGAAAUGAAUGUGAAUUUGGUCAAAUGUCAGGUAGCCAUGACACUUCCCAAUUCAGUUCCAUUCCUCACCUCCUGAUAAUUACAGGUGAAGAAGGUGGGGAGGAAGGAUUUGGGUAGGUGUUUUUAUUUUUUGUUUUUUAAAUAGCAAAACAUAGGGCACAUUUUAAUUUAUUAUGCACUAGAAAAGCAAAUCUGUUUUUGCAGAACUGAGAAUUGAAAACGGCUGGGGUGACUUGUUGAAAUAUACAGGUCUGUUGUGCUUCUCACUCUGUAAUGUGCAAUAUAAUUUGCAACUAUAAAUGAUAUGUUUAAUCUAUGUAAAUAA
This is a messenger RNA of Dromiciops gliroides (monito del monte), 6371 nucleotides long. RefSeq names its product ER degradation enhancing alpha-mannosidase like protein 1 (gene EDEM1). Gene Ontology annotation, biological process: mannose trimming involved in glycoprotein ERAD pathway; endoplasmic reticulum mannose trimming; carbohydrate metabolic process. NCBI's taxonomy places the organism in Eukaryota, Metazoa, Chordata, Mammalia, Microbiotheria, Microbiotheriidae. Gene Ontology annotation, cellular component: endoplasmic reticulum; membrane. Gene Ontology annotation, molecular function: calcium ion binding; mannosyl-oligosaccharide 1,2-alpha-mannosidase activity. The transcript is spliced from 12 exons. The coding region runs from base 211 to 2202 and encodes 663 amino acids. The record is from RefSeq and is a predicted model, not a curated record.